CCUCCCAUGGGACUGGAGACCCUGAAGAUUGAUGACUUUCAGCUCCAUGCCUCCACGAUGAGACGCUACGGGCUGGGAGCACACAGAGGACGACUCAACAUACAGGCUGGCCUGUAUGAUGAUGACCUGUACGAUGGAGCCUGGUGUGCUGGGAGGAACGACCCUCUGCAGUGGUUGGAGGUGGACGCCAGGAGGUUGACCAAGUUCACAGGGGUCAUCACACAGGGGAGGAGCUCUCUCUGGUCGUGAGUAUCA
Messenger RNA from Salmo salar (Atlantic salmon), 255 nucleotides. Lineage: Eukaryota; Metazoa; Chordata; Actinopteri; Salmoniformes; Salmonidae. The record is from RefSeq and is a predicted model, not a curated record.